GGUUUGUGUGUGUGGGGCGCGGUCACCGCUCCUCGCCGGCGGGCAGGGCGGGGGAGCGGCAGCCGGCCCGGAAGUGACGGCGGAGCGGCUGGCGGUGACGCAGUUUUCCCGCGGUUUGGGCGGCGGGCAGGGGAGCGGCCGCCGGGGGUCCGUCGUUACUGCCGCCUGAACGGCGGGGCCCAACGGUCCGCCCGCGCGCGGGCCGCCAUGCCGCCCAAGCCCCCCCGCAGGGCGAGCGCCGCCAGGAGCCAGCGCGCCAGCCCCGACAGCGGCUCCGCGCCGCCCGCCGCCCCCCGGCUGGAAGUUGGCGAAGCGGAGUUUGUUGCGCUCUGUGAUGCGCUGAAAGUGUCGGAGAGUGUGAGGGAGAAAGCGUGGAAGACCUACGAGAGCUUAUCGGCUGUGGAUGGAGCUCUGGCUUAUAACAAAAAGAAAAAGGAAACAUGGGGAGUCUGUAUCUUCAUUGUAGCAAUUGAUCUGGAUGAAAUGACAUUCACUUUCACAGAGCUUCUGAAAAGUAUUAGCAUAAGUGUAUGCACAUUUUUUCAGUUUCUGAAUGAGGUGGAUGUUAACAUGGACACUGUAAGCACUAAAGUUGAUAGCACUGUAUCAAGACUGAAAAAGAAAUAUGAUGUAUUGCUUGCACUAUAUCACAAGUUUGAAAGGACUUGUGGCCUUAUUUAUCUGGAACAACCUAGUAGUGAGAUUUCUGCUGAACUCAGUUCUGUAUUAGUCCUGAAAAAUUACUGGAUUACUUUUUUGCUGGCAAAAGGUAAAGUGUUGCAAGUGGAAGAUGACCUGGUGAUUUCUUUCCAGUUGUUGCUGUGUGUCUUAGAUUAUUUUAUCAAGCUGUCACCUCCUGCUCUGCUCAAGGAACCAUACAAGUCUGCUGUGUCUGCAGUGACUGUUAAUGGUUCAGCUCGAACUCCAAGAAGAGGUCAGAACAGGAGUACACAUACUUCAAAGCAAGUUGAUACUGAUACAAAAGUUAUUGAAGUCCUUUGUAAAGAGCAUGAUUGUAAUUUAGAUGAGGUCAAAAAUGUGUAUUUCACAAGCUUUAUUCCUUUCUUGAAUUCUAGUGGUAUUGUAGCUUCAAAUGGACUACCAGAGGUUGAGGUUCUCGUGAAACAGUAUGAUGAGCUCUAUCUCAAAAACAAAGAUAUAGAUGCAAGAUUAUUUCUGGAUCAUGAUGAAACUCUGCAGCCUGAUGUCAUAACACGCUCACAGUUGGAGAGGACGCCACUGAACAACAAUCCAGAUGAGGAACUUAACCUUAUACUUCCACAGACUCCAGUUCGAGCUGCAAUGAAUAACAUACAACAAUUGAUUAUGAUUUUAAACUCCGCAGCUGAUAAACCAUCAGAUAUUCUCAACAGGUAUUUCAAUAAUUGCACAGUGAACCCUAAGGACAGUAUCCUGAAAAGAGUGGAAAGCCUGGAGCACAUCUUCAAAAAGAAAUUCGCGGAAGCAGUUGGACAGGGCUGUGCUGAAAUUGGUUUACAGAGAUAUAAGCUUGGAGUUCGUCUGUAUUACAGAGUAAUGGAAUCUAUGCUAAAGUCGGAGGAAGAGCGCCUCUCAGUGCAGAAUUUCAGCAAACUUCUGAAUGAUAACAUCUUCCACACAUCUCUUCUGGCGUGUUCUAUUGAGGUCGUCAUGGCUACAUAUGGCAGAAAUGCUUCACAAAGUGAUGGUACCAGUGCUGAAACAGAUGUGUCUUUUCCAUGGAUUCUCAAUGUAUUUGAUUUAAAAGCUUUUGACUUCUACAAGGUGAUUGAAAGCUUUAUUAAAGCAGAGCCAAACCUAACAAGGGAAAUGAUAAAGCAUCUAGAACGCUGUGAACAUCGAAUUAUGGAGUCUCUUGCGUGGCAGUCUGGGUCGCCUGUGUUCGAUCUUAUCAAGCAGUCAAAAGAACGAGAAGGCCAAGCUGAUCAGCCUGAGCCCACUGCCGCUCUCAACCUGCCUCUCCAACAUAAUCACACUGCAGCAGACCUCUAUCUUUCUCCUGUGAGAUCUCCUAAGAAGAAAGCAUCUGGACCUCCUCCAAGUGCUACUUCUGCUCCAGAUGCUCAGCCAGGUGUGAGCCCCCAAACACAGAGGCCGCAAAAAUCUACCUCCCUCUCUCUGUUCUACAAAAAAGUUUAUCUACUGGCCUAUCUUCGACUACACACCCUGUUCUUUCGGCUUCUCUCUGACCAUCCUGACCUGGAACUCUUGAUCUGGACCCUCUUCCAGCACACACUGCAAAAUGAGUAUGAACUUAUGAGAGACAGACACUUGGACCAGAUCAUGAUGUGUUGCAUGUAUGGCAUAUGCAAAGUAAAGAAUGUAGAUCUCAGAUUUAAAACAAUAGUUUCAGCGUACAAGGAGCUUCCCAACACAAACCAAGAGACUUUCAAACGUGUUCUUAUCAGGGAAGGACAGUAUGACUCCAUUAUAGUCUUCUACAACUUAGAGUUUAUGCAGAAGUUGAAGACAAACAUUCUGCAGUAUGCAUCCAAUAGGCCUCCCACUCUGUCACCUAUUCCACACAUUCCUCGCAGCCCGUACCAGUUUUCCAACUCUCCUCGCCGUGUCCCUGCUGGCAACAACAUCUACAUCUCACCCUUGAAGAGCCCCUACAAAUUCUCCGAUGGGUUUCAGUCACCCACAAAGAUGACUCCAAGGUCCAGAAUUUUGGUGUCAAUCGGUGAAUCAUUUGGGGCUUCUGAAAAGUUUCAAAAAAUAAACCAGAUGGUGUGCAACAGUGACGGUCCACUAAAACGCAGCGCCGAAGUGAGCGCUGCUCCCAAGCCGCUGAAGAGGCUGCGCUUCGAUAUAGAAGGGCAAGACGAAGCAGACGGAAGCAAACACCUACCCCAGGAGUCCAAGUUCCAGCAAAAACUUGCAGAAAUGACAUCUACUCGAACAAGAAUGCAAAAGCAGAAGCUGAAUGAUGGAAAUGAUACCUCAGCCAGUGAAGAAAAGUGAGAAUCUUCUCAGGACCAGGGGCUGCGCUGCAGGCCCCCUUAGGUAGUUUCUGUUCUACAGCCUUCAUUAGUUGAGUUGCUUUUUUAGUUGCUUUUUAUUCCAAGCUGCUAGUUGAAAGCAUUUGGACUUUUAAGAUUUUUAAAUGUUUUUCAUGUAACUUUGCCUUAUGGUGUAGCUUGUAUACAAUGUAAGCCACUGAAUUUAAUUUAUAUAUUUUUUUGAGGAUUUUAAAAACAGACUUGGAAGGUGUUUUAGUUUCCUCUUGCAACAUUACUGAUUUAAGCCAAUUCGGUCUACUUGGAUUGAAGUUUUCUGUCUGAAGACAAAAUGUUAGCUAGAAUGAUUUGAAAUGCACUAAUUUUGUUUCUUAGGUUUCAUUUUUAGAUUUUUGUUACUUGUGAAUUGUGAAAACGAGGGGCCAGAUACUGCAGAGAUUUCUCUCUAUGUAUAUAAUUAGCGCAUCAAAUUCCCAUUAACUGCACAGCGGUCACAGACCCCGCAGCAUCAGGGCCUCCCGUGAGAAGUACAACCUGAAUUGGAGGUGAACUCGUUAUGUAGCUGUACUACUGAAACCAGUACUUUGCGUCUUGUAGUUUUCCUUCCCCUGCACCCUCCCUGAUGUAAUUUCCGAGGGCAGUUACUGUCCAUCAGUGUGAGUUCCAUGGAAAAUGAAUCUCAGAUGGGUUUCUCCCAGAAUCCCACAAAGAAUCUUCGUGGAAGCUGAAGCUUCUUCCCAUAGGCAGAGUACUUGAUGUGCACUUUCUUUUCGUGGAAAAUACCGAUUAUUUAAAACAAAAACAAACACAGAAAAACCCACAAAACCAAACAAAAAAACCACACAUGAAUUAAAAAGAACCCCAGACCUAAGCCUCACCUGGUACGCAUAAGAUUUCCAAAUUCUAAUGAUGUAGAAUGUUCUUGAUGUCUUCAAAUUUUCAACUAACUGUGGCCAAGCCACAGAGCUUGACAAAUAGGUACCAAACAUCUUCCCUGGAGCAGAAAGCUGCGCGUCUGCACUCGGGUUCUGGGGCCAAACUGGACGAGCCCAUGUUGGGAAGAUCAGUCUGUCUUGUUUUACUGAAAGGGCAGAGUUUAACAGGCAACGUGUGAACUCUUGCAACCAGCAAUAAAAUAAAAAAGGAAUUAAAUAUUAUAAAAAACCAAACCCAAAUCAACCCCAAGAGUUUUUUCAUCUUAUGUGUUUGUAAGUUACUGAUUGAGCUACUGGAAUUUUUCUUGCAAUGGCAAAGCGUUUUCAAAACAGCCAGUUAAGGAAAGCACAUGUUUUACGUCCAGUGGAUUGAAGUAGAAAUAAAUAAUUGAAGGCUUGCUUUAAAAGUACCCAUUUUUAUGCAAUUUAGCUUUUGCAGCUACUUAAAUUAAGACAGUGAUAAGUAGACAAGCCUGCUAUCCAUUACAGAAAAGUUUAAACCAAUGUCUUCUCUGGGUAGCUUUUUUAGAGAUCAUUUAGGUGAUCCUGGAAUACUCACAGUAGCACAUUUUACCCAUCAGUUCUUGUGUUGAGCAGAAGCUAAUCCUAGCGCUACUAAAAAUUCUAUGAGCAGCACACUUCUCAAUGUAUUUUAAAAUAAAACGGAGUUAUUUUUUUAGUCUCAAUGUGGCUUCAGCUUUCUUCCUGAAAAAUGUACAGAAGUAUUAAGAGUACCUGGCGUUUAUUUUCUCACUUUUUGCAGUUCUACAGACAGAAUGUAUGUUAAUGUUGGGGUACACCGGCUGUAAGCACUGUCACAGCAGUUGAGGUUCUUCCGCGAUCCUUUGGCCAGAGGGUGGUAUUACAGAGUCCAGUACCUGAACAGAUGUAUUAUUUCUUUACUGUGACAACGUAUUUUUUUUGUUCAAACAGACUGAAGGCUUUUACAUCAAAUGUAUGAUAAUAUUUUAUACAACUAAUCAGUUUCUCUCCUUUCAAGGCAAAUAAAAUAGCUUUUAAAAGA
Messenger RNA from Columba livia (rock pigeon), 4919 nucleotides. RefSeq names its product RB transcriptional corepressor 1 (gene RB1). The record is from RefSeq and is a predicted model, not a curated record. The transcript has 27 exons. The coding region runs from base 208 to 2964 and encodes 918 amino acids. Gene Ontology annotation, molecular function: RNA polymerase II transcription regulatory region sequence-specific DNA binding. Gene Ontology annotation, biological process: cell morphogenesis involved in neuron differentiation; negative regulation of G1/S transition of mitotic cell cycle; cell differentiation. Gene Ontology annotation, cellular component: nucleus; chromatin; Rb-E2F complex. Lineage: Eukaryota; Metazoa; Chordata; Aves; Columbiformes; Columbidae.